Messenger RNA from Chroicocephalus ridibundus (black-headed gull), 1619 nucleotides. It is a transcript of the gene POLR3F, whose product is annotated as RNA polymerase III subunit F. Gene Ontology annotation, biological process: transcription by RNA polymerase III. Gene Ontology annotation, cellular component: RNA polymerase III complex. The transcript has 9 exons. The coding region runs from base 69 to 1013 and encodes 314 amino acids. The record is from RefSeq and is a predicted model, not a curated record. Lineage: Eukaryota; Metazoa; Chordata; Aves; Charadriiformes; Laridae.
CUCCCCGCGCCGCCGGGCGCGCCGGGGUCGGGUCGCUGGUGCGGCCGCCGGUCGGGGCCCGCCGCGCCAUGGCGGAGGUGAAGGUGAAGCCGGAGGUCCCCGACCCCAUGGAGAUAGAGAACAGGAUUAUUGAGCUGUGUCAUCAGUUCCCUCACGGUAUCACAGACCAGGUGAUUCAAAAUGACAUGCCUCACAUGGAAGCCCAGCAGCGAGCCAUGGCGAUCAACAGGCUGCUCUCGAUGGGGCAACUGGAUCUUCUCAGGAGCAAUGCAGGCCUCCUGUAUAGAAUCAAAGAGUCUCAAAACGCAAGUAAAAUGAAAGGCUCUGACAAUCAAGAGAAACUGGUUUACCAAAUUAUAGAAGAUGCAGGCAACAAAGGUAUCUGGAGCAGGGACAUUAGAUACAAGAGUAAUUUGCCUUUAACGGAGAUCAACAAGAUACUGAAAAACUUGGAAAGCAAGAAACUAAUUAAAGCAGUUAAAUCUGUGGCAGCAUCCAAGAAGAAGGUGUAUAUGCUAUAUAACCUGCAGCCCGACCGCUCUGUGACUGGUGGGGCUUGGUACAGUGACCAAGACUUUGAGUCUGAAUUUGUGGAGGUGUUAAAUCAACAGUGUUUUAAAUUUCUACAGAGUAAGGCAGAAGCAGCUCGAGAGAGCAAACAGAACCCCAUGAUACAGAGGAACAGCUCAUUCGCCUCAUCCCAUGAGGUGUGGAAAUACAUCUGUGAACUGGGUAUCAGUAAGGUCGAGUUGUCAAUGGAAGAUAUUGAAACCAUUUUAAAUACACUAAUAUACGAUGGAAAAGUGGAGAUGACUAUUAUUGCUGCAAAGGAGGGGACGGUAGGCAGUGUGGAUGGACAGAUGAAGUUGUACAGAGCCGUCAGUCCUCUCAUACAACCCACUGGAUUAGUCAGGACGCCCUGUGGACUCUGUCCCGUUUUUGAUGAUUGCCACGAAGGUGGUGAGAUUUCUCCAUCAAACUGUAUUUAUAUGACAGAGUGGCUGGAGUUUUAAAGUGAAAGAAAACUGUAAACUGGAUUUGUGCUUCACAGCCAAGCUGACAAAGCAGCUUGCUUUUUUAAAAGUGGACUUCUAAAUUUGUGAGCAACUUCAGGAUGUGGAGUGACUGUUUUUAAUGAAACAUAAAGCAGCAGCAUAUCAGUUGCCCGAGCGGUGCUGUGAGUGGACUGGAAAUCGAGUCAGCACUGAAGAUCAAGGCUGAAGUGGAAAUGUAGAUCCAUUCUUGUACCAAAAAUUAGUUGUGGGACUUGAAAAGUGUCGUAGCACAGCUGGGUGGUGAUGCAUCGCUUCCAAGGAUUGUGUCAAGUACUCCACAGAUGCUUAUUCUGAAUAAGAGGAAAAAAAAGUCAUUAGCUGAUCAGAAAAACUUGCUAAUGAGUGUUGCCGAGAAUGAGAACCUGAACUUUGCUUUCAGACUAAUGCUAAUGGUGGGUGCUCUAAGUCCUAAAGUUGACGCUUUUCUCCCUUGAUAGCUACCAUCUAAUUGAAGACUAAGACUCUGACGUGGGAAAGAUCCUAAAUAUGUCAAACAGAACUCAGCGAUUCUUUAUUAUCUUUCCUACCUGCUAAUUUAUCAUUAAAACCCUGACUUUUCUCAUG